AUGUCCAAAUCUGUAUUGGUACCCGAAUGUAAACCCCCAGAAGAAGAUGUAAUUGAUAUUACACCAGCUUUACAAGAGCAGUUAAAUGAGCGAAUGAAUGCUUUAGCAAGUACUUAUACAGCAUAUAAAUCACAAAUUGAAUUAUCUGGUGAAAAAUAUACCCUUGAUCCCGCAGUUCGAUCAAAACUUUUUGCAGAAUUUGACGAGUUUAAUAUUAUAAUUUGUGGUGCACCACGCGUAGGAAAGUCAACGUUAAUUAAUACAUUAUGUGAUCGGAAAGUAGCUCGAACACAUCCUAGUAUCAUGUACAACAAACUUACUCGUUCUUUUUUAAAAGAAAGACGUAAAAUCGACGAUUCAGAAAUAAUUGAAUAUAUAUAUAAUUUUUGGGAUACACCUGGUUUUGAGUCCUGGUCAAAGAAUGAUAUACAAGCAAAAGUAAAUCGAACAAUAAAUAAACCAAAAUGUGCUAUAUUAUGUGUGAUUUGUUGUGCAUCACCUGGAUCAUUUGCUGUUACAAAACAAUUAGAUUGGAUAUUAAUUUUUUGUAUAGUAAAGCAUAUAUUCUGUGCUUUAGUUGUUUCGAAUCCAUGGGCUGGGUCAGAGGAACAGUGUACUGCUGUGUUAGAAAAAUUUAGAGAAUUAUUAUCGGUACAUCAUAAACAAACAAUACAAAACAUGAUAAGUGGUUUGUGCGAUGGUUAG
Messenger RNA from Didymodactylos carnosus, 705 nucleotides. The record is from the annotation of a GenBank genome assembly. NCBI's taxonomy places the organism in Eukaryota, Metazoa, Rotifera, Eurotatoria, Philodinida, Philodinidae.